Messenger RNA from Pectinophora gossypiella (pink bollworm), 4616 nucleotides. It is a transcript of the gene rb, whose product is annotated as AP-3 complex subunit beta-2. Bases 1518 to 4520 code for a protein of 1000 amino acids. NCBI's taxonomy places the organism in Eukaryota, Metazoa, Arthropoda, Insecta, Lepidoptera, Gelechiidae. Gene Ontology annotation, cellular component: membrane coat; AP-3 adaptor complex. The transcript has 22 exons. Gene Ontology annotation, biological process: vesicle-mediated transport; intracellular protein transport. The record is from RefSeq and is a predicted model, not a curated record.
UGCAUAGACAUGACGGUUUCUGUGUCUCCAUAACGUGGCCACUACAAAUACAGCCGAAACGUUGAAGUAGAGUAAUUAAUAUACAUUUGUAAACAAGUCUCGGAACUCGAGAAUAAUGGUUGUAAUAUUUUUAAAAUGUUCAGCCGCAAUAGGAUUUUUUGUUGUGAAAUAGAUACGCAUUUGAAACAGCACCUCUGCUCAUCCAAAUAUUGUGCUAAAGUGGCCCAUAACAGAUAUUAUCUAUAGUUUUUGUAAAGUAUGUAUUCAGACUUGCCAACAUUCAAUUUAUGGAGGAGUAAGUAAUCCUUACAUUUUUUUGAACACACUAACACUUUUUUAAUAGUAGAAUCAUCCUCUCAGAUCUGGGAACUGGUUGAUAAAACCUCAUGCUUACUGCUACUUUUAGAAGUUGUUAGAUACAAAAAAAAAAACUAUUCUUUCCUAGUUCAGGAACUGUAUUUUUUGAUUAAAAAAGUGUUGAUAUUUGAAAUGACGUUGAUGUUUCUCUUGUCAUAUAUGUAGGUGAUCUGGAAGAAAUCUGUUUGUUAAAAGAUAAGCCUGCUUGUAUGGUGGUUUUCUUUGUACAUUUGUCCAGAUAAUUAAAUAAAUAUAAAUAAAAAUAGCCUUUAUUCACCAUCAUUAUUACAUAGUUUCACUUUAUUAAUUAAUUUUCUAUCCACCUUACAAAUAAAAAAUAAACCAGGGAUUAACAUGGGUUUAAGUUGUUUUUUUCUUUGUAAAAGUUCUUUAUUCACAUAUUAUAAUCAGUACAUGUCGCGACAUUGUCAGCGAAAUAACAAUCUUAGAUAAUAUAACAUUUCAUCGGCGGCUAUUGCCUUUUAGAAACGAUACAAGAAGAAAAAUAUAUGUAUUUGUAUUUACUAGCAAAUGUUUAUAUAACAAACCUUAAGUAUAACUAUGCUAACUUUGGAAAGUUACAUUUACAAUACAUCAAUAAAUAUUUGAGAAUUUUAUACCAAGGAAUAGGUAACAAGCAGCAUUUGGGUUAAUCUUUUUAAUUACAAGAUGUACGACAAUGUAGGUAAGGCAAAAACAACAUCAUCCAAUGCGAACAACAUCCAAUACGCAACCGGCCAUACAGCGCAUACCAUGGGUUUAAGUAUUUGACAGCCAAGCAAAGUUCAGUCGAAUUGUAUGAUGAUUGGAUUAAAUGAUUAAAUUUUGCUUGACUGUCAAAUACUUAAACCCAUGUUCGUCCCAGGUUAUUUUUUUAUUUCUAAGGUGGUAUAUGUCGGGCUGUCCUUGGACAUAGGCCUCCUCCUUAUUGAAUCACACCUGUCUAGCCUUGUAGUGUUUAGAUAUCAUUAAUUUAAUUUACGUUUAAUUAUUUGUUAUUAUAUUGUAUUUAAUUAAAUGGUCAAUAGUACGGACUCAUGGCAGGUGGCACUGAGCAUUCAUUGGUCACCCCACUCGUACCUCUACUUCGAGGCCGGUUGUGCGGAGUGGGAGAGUCAGUCGAGCGCUGACUGCCGUCCGGAAAUGACGAUCUGAAGCUAAUGCUGGACGGAUCGAAGGACUCUCUUAAACUAGAAGCAAUGAAGAGGAUCAUUGGUAUGAUCGCUAAAGGGAGAGACGCAUCGGAGUUAUUCCCGGCAGUAGUGAAGAAUGUUGUGUCGAAAAACAUAGAAGUGAAGAAGCUUGUGUAUGUGUACCUGGUGAGGUAUGCUGAGGAACAACAGGACCUGGCGUUACUCUCGAUCAGCACAUUCCAGAGAGCACUUAAGGAUCCGAAUCAGCUGAUCAGGGCGUCGGCGCUGCGAGUGCUAUCCUCAAUCCGGGUGCCGAUGAUCGUUCCCAUCGUGAUGCUCGCCAUCCGGGACUCAGCCAGCGACAUGAGCCCCUACGUCAGGAAGACUGCCGCUCACGCCAUACCGAAGCUUUACAGUCUGGAUCCCGAUCAGAAGGAAGAGUUGGUGUCGAUAAUAGACAAGCUAUUGUCGGAUAAAGCACCAUUGGUGGUUGGAUCAGCCGCCAUGGCGUUCUCUGAAGUGUGCCCUGACCGUAUGAGCCUUAUACAUAAGAGUUACAGGAAACUAUGUUCGUUGCUGGCUGACGUGGACGAGUGGGGGCAGUUAACAUUGCUCAAUGUGCUCACGGUCUACGCCAAGACUUGCUUCCCGGACCCCAAUAAUGAGACAUACACAAGCGACAGUGAUUCGGACAAGCCGUUUUACGAUUCGGACAGUGAGAGUGGUACUCCGAAGAAGCAUCCGACUCGAUCGCCAACCUUAGACCCUGACCACAGACUACUCUUGAGAGCAGCUAAACCUCUACUGCAGAGCAGGAACUCUGGUGUCGUCAUGGCUGUGGCACAACUCUUCUACCACUGCGGGCCAGCCCAAGAGCUUCCGCCGGUAGCCAAGGCGAUGGUGCGCCUCCUGCGCGCCCCCGUCGAGGUGCAGAGCGUGGUUCUCAACGCCAUUGCCUCACUCACAGUCAAUAAACGGUCACUCUUCGAGCCAUUUCUGAAGUCGUUUUUCGUGCGGAAUUCAGAUGCUACGCAUAUAAAGCUGCUCAAACUGGAGAUCCUUACCAAUUUGGCGACAGAAGCCAGUGCAGCGGUGGUAUUACGAGAGUUCCAGACCUAUGUGACAAGCAGUGAUAAGGCAUUCGCCGGAGCCACCAUACAGGCAAUAGGUCGACUAGCAGCAACAAUACAUUCGGAAACUGAAACCUGCCUCAACGGACUGCUACACCUUUUGUCCAGUAAAGAUGAGUGGGUGGUGUGCGAGGCCGUGGUGGUGGUGAAGCGUGUGGUGGGGGGAGGCUGCGGCCAGCCGCGGGCCGCCGUGGCGCGCGCCGCCAGCCUGCUGCGGCAGGACAGGCUGGCGGCGGCGGCGCGCGCGGCGGCCGUGUGGCUGGUGGCGGAGCACGGGGCGGAGCACCCGCGCGCGGCCGCCAUACUGGCGCACAUGGCAAGGAGCUUUUCCGAUCAGGACGAACUAGUGAAACUGCAGCUGCUAUCUCUGGCGGUGAAGCUAUCUAUCACCCAGCCGGACACGCUGCCCGUGUGUCGGUACAUCCUCACCCUAGCUCGGUACGACGCCAGCUAUGACGUCAGGGACCGCUCGCGCAUGCUCCGCCGGUUCAUCGAACCCAAAGAAGGCAGUCUAUUAGCAGCCUGCGCUACUGAGAUCUUCUGUCCUGAUAAACCGAAGCCUACCAUACAGAGCAGUUUUAAAGAGCGGCAGCAGUACACGCUGGGCAGCCUGUCGCAGUACGUGUGCGGCGCGGCGCCGGGCUACCGGCCGCUGGCCGCGCCGCCCGCCCGCGCCUUGCACGCCGCCGCCCGCGCCGACCCCGCCGACCUCGCCGACCGCGCCGACCCCGCCGACGAGCCGCAGAAAAACAAGAGUUUCUACUCCGAGCCGGAGAGCAGCGGCUCGGGAUCUGACGGUUCGUCAUCUGGAAGCAGUAGUUCCGAGGAGUCUUCUGACGAACAAGAAAGCGCCAACGAGAAAAAGCCAGAUAAGCCUAAAGAAACAAACAACCACAGGUCCGGUUCAGGGUCGGGCUCGUCUGACAGCGAGUCGGACAGCGACUCGUCGUCCGCCUCCGACGACUCCAGUUCGUCAGAGUCCAGCCCCGAUGACACACCAAAUAAAUCUGCACACAAGAAAAUGAGCGUGUCCCCCGCGAUGGCGGAGGCCCAGCGCGUAGAGAAAUCCAACUUGGAGCUGCUACUGGAGCUGGACGCGGCGGCCGGAGCCCUGCCCACGUUGACGCCCACCGCCGGGGGGCUGCUGUCGCCGCCGACCACUGGUCACCCUGCUGUGGCUAAUGGGGAUGCGGACGAGAUCACCCCGGUGGGCCCGUCGGCGGCCCCGGGCGCGGCGCCGCUGCUGGGCCGCGUGGCGGGCGCCGGGCUGGCCGCCGCGCGCCGCUGGCCGCGGGCGCCGCACCUGCUGUCGCACAGGAUGUGCGCCGUGGAGCUGGUGUUCACCAACCACUCCAGCCAGGACGUCAGCGGCGUCAGGGUCAACAAGAAGACGCUGACGGGCUCGCGUUCCAUCCACGAGUUCCCCCCGCUGCCCACACUGGCGCCCGGCGCCUCCGCCGCAGCUAUGCUCGGAGUCGACUUCGCCGACUCCAUACAGCCCAUCGAGUUCACCGUCAUCAGCUCGCUUGGCGAAGUGCCAGUAUCGAUAACGCCGCCCGUGGGUGAGUUGAUGCGCGCGGUCACCAUGUCUGAAACUCGCUGGGACCAGGAGCAGAAGAGGCUACGAGGAAUGACGGAGUGUGACAAGAAGGCGGUAAAGUUAGAAGACGAAGAAACGAUAUGUAGAAUAGUGUUUGACACUGCCAAUGUUGCCGCUAUCACAUCUACUGGAGAGUUCCUCAGAUUUGCGGGUAGAAUGUUGUCAUCACAAGAUUUGGUGUUACUAUCAGUGAAAAUUGAAGACGAAUCUACUAAAGUGGUAGCGAACUGUUCAAAUAUGGCUAUCGCGUCAUUACUUGCGAACGAAGUUGCGCAGGCAUUUGCUAAAGCGUCAAAUUAAUUAAAAUAAUUCCCAUAAAAUAAAUUCCAUUACAUUUAGAUACAGAAAAAUACAGUAGCGAGGAAAUGAUUGUAUAUUAAAGUUGAAUACGUUUUA